AUGACGCAGUGGGAUGAUGUAAUGGAGAACGCGAUGGAUAUGCGUAUAUUUCGAAGCCGCCUGGAUCAUGUCAGCGAGCUAUGUAACAUCCCCCAGCCUGCCACCGCUUAUGAUCACUUAAGGACAUCACUAAUAGAACAUGGGUCAAGGAUAGGAGAGUACCAGGUGGAGACCUUCAAGAGAGUGGCAGUGCCUCUCUGGCCCUUCCCUUGUCCUAAGCCUCAGCGAGGACACACCCGUCAGCCAAAUGUGACCUUGUCAGCCAAACGUGACCUUGCAUUCCGCUGCUUUCGAGAAUGCCUCAGGGCAGAGGUUCCAAAACCUUCUCACAGUUUCCUGCGGCCCACGUGGGCGAACAGUGAGGUCGACGCUGCCAGGAUCGCUGCAGUCGUAGCCUCGGACAUCUCCGAAGACCCGACGUCUGUCCGAGGAGAUGAAGUAACACUGUGUACACCUGAGGAGUGUGAUCCUGUACCCGUGAGCAUCCACCGCAUGCCCAUGGGUGCCAGUUUUGCUUUCUCCCGGCAAGGUACCUAUUUAUUGGGGGAUCCCAAUAAACGAGACGAACGUGUAACGGGUGGCUUGCUGGUGAUUGCCAUGAACAAGCACCGAGAGAUUUGUACUAGCCAGUCCUGUGGUGGGAGAACGCUGCUGAAACAUCAACUCCUGAGAUACAGUAAAACAGCUGGUGUGAAAGGACUAGAAAUUACAGAGCUAAUACAGAAGGCUUUGGAGAAUGACUGGAAAGCUCAGAAAGAAGGUGGAAGGUUAGGCUUUGCAGGGCCUAUAGGAAAUCAAAGAAUCACAGCAUUUAAAGUAGAAAAGGCCGCUAUUGAUACCUCUAAUGUGGAAGAGAAAGCAGAAGAAAUUAUUGCUGAAGCUGAACCUCCUUCAGAAGUUGUUUCUAAACCUGUGCUUUGGACUCCUGGAACUGCUCAAAUUGGAGAGGGAAUGGAAGACGCCUGGGGUGAUGAUGAAAACUUUGAGAGGGAAGAGAAGAAUGGCGGUGCCGGCCAUGAAGCUAUCAUGCUUAACAGUAUAAAAAGGGACACUGAAAUAGAAGUCUCCAAUACUAGAAGCCAAGAUGCCCCUGCUGUACUCUCAGAAAAAGAAAUGAUCGUUUCAGAACCAGCCAAGAAUCCAAAGAAAAUAAGAACAGAAACCAUCAGUGCAAAACCAGAAAAGCCACCAAGUAAAAAGCUAGUGAAAAUGAGAAAAGAGAAGAGAGCGGCUAACCGAAGCACACAUAGUUGUAUAUUUGGUCAUAUAACUAUUAAGAGGAUGUUUAUUCAGUGCUAAGAAAACCACUUAAAUAUGCAUGUC
Molecule: messenger RNA, 1323 nt
Organism: Leopardus geoffroyi (Geoffroy's cat)
Lineage: Eukaryota; Metazoa; Chordata; Mammalia; Carnivora; Felidae
Product: exosome complex component RRP45-like
Biological process (GO): exonucleolytic trimming to generate mature 3'-end of 5.8S rRNA from tricistronic rRNA transcript (SSU-rRNA, 5.8S rRNA, LSU-rRNA); U1 snRNA 3'-end processing; nuclear polyadenylation-dependent mRNA catabolic process
Cellular component (GO): nuclear exosome (RNase complex); cytoplasmic exosome (RNase complex)
Source: RefSeq, a predicted model, not a curated record